AUGUCAGACCACUCGUCUCCCAUCAUCGCUGAAAAGCACGUCGAACACCAGCAUGUCGACAAGCACUUGCAUCACCGGAAGUGGAGCCUUCAAGACACCGAAGCCGAGGCGCUCGGCGGCCUGCGGACGGUGGAAGUCGGCCUGGCCGCCGAUCAAGUCGCCGACACGCUCGCCAUCGAUGCCGCCGAGCAGAGGCGCAUCCUGUGGAAGGUGGAUUUGAGGCUGAUUCCGCUGCUCACCUUUCUCUAUCUCAUCGCCUUCAUUGACAGAAGCAACAUCGGCAAUGCCAAGAUCGCUGGCAUGUACGAAGACCUGAAUCUUCACGGCUUGCAGUACAAUGUCGCUCUAACGGUGUUCUUCCCGCCGUACGCGCUUCUGGAGGUGCCGAGUAACAUUGUGCUCAAGCUGCUGCGGCCGUCGAUAUGGAUCUCGAUCUUGCUCUUUAGCUGGGGCACAGUCAUGACGCUCAUGGGUCUUGUGGAAAGCUACACCGGCCUUGUCGUCGCCCGAUUUUUCCUUGGUGUUGCGGAAUGUGGUUUUUUUCCCGGCGCCGUCUACUUGCUGACGCUGUGGUACAAGCGCUACGAAGUGAUGCACCGCAUGGCCAUCUUCUAUGCCGCGGCAUCUCUUUCGGGCGCCUUCUCCGGCCUGCUCGCCUACGCCAUCCAGUUCAUGGACGGCAUUGCCGGCCGCCAAGGCUGGCAAUGGAUCUUUAUCCUGGAAGGCCUCGUGCCAGUCGCCAUGUCGUUUGUUCUGUACUUCAUCCUGCCAGAUAGCCCCGAGACUGCUAGAUUCCUCACCAAGGACGAAAAGGAGUUCCUCAUCAAUCGGUUGGCCCUCGAGACUGGAUCGGGCACCGGCCGCGUGACGAACAGUGACAAGAUUCAAUUCAAGCAUAUCAAAGCUGCAUUCUCCGAGUGGAAGAUCUGGGCUGCUGUGGUAAUGUUUUGGGCCAACACCAUCGGAACUUAUGGGUUUACUGCCACUGUCCCGACGAUUGUCGAAGAUCUAGGCUACACUUCUGCAAACGCUCAGCUCAUGACAGUACCCAUCUACGUCUUUGCUGUCAUCUGCGUUUUGGUUGUCGCCUACUACUCCGAACGCAUUCAGCAACGCACCCCCUUCAUAAUGAUCGGGUUUUCCGUUGGCGUGAUCGGCUUCAUUGGCAUGCUCGUCACCCGCCGCCACCCCUCCAUCCCCGGCGUCUCCUACUUCUUCCUCUUCCUCGUCGCCGCCGGCCUCUACUGCCCUUUCAUCUGCAUCGUCUGCCUGAUCGGCAACAACCUAGCGCCAUCCUCCAAGCGCGCCGUGGGUAUGGCGCUGCUGAUCUCCGUCGGCAAUCUCGGUGGCAUCUGCGGCAGCAACAUCUUCAUUGCGGCCCAGGCGCCGCGGUAUCCCGCUGGAUUCGGCACCGGCAUGGCGAUAUGUGUCUGCGCUAUCAUCAUGGCGGGCGUGCUGCGGGUGGCGUACCGGCGCGAGAAUGAGAAGAGGGAUGAGUUGGUCAAGCGCGAGGGCGAGGCGGCGAUUCGUGCGAGGUAUACGGACCAGGAAUUGCUUGAUUUGGGUGACAAAUCACCUUUCUUCCGCUAUACCCUUUGA
Cyphellophora europaea CBS 101466 is the source of this 1599-nucleotide messenger RNA. RefSeq lists its product as uncharacterized. Gene Ontology annotation, cellular component: membrane. Gene Ontology annotation, molecular function: transmembrane transporter activity. The record is from RefSeq and is a predicted model, not a curated record. Bases 1 to 1599 code for a protein of 532 amino acids. Gene Ontology annotation, biological process: transmembrane transport. NCBI's taxonomy places the organism in Eukaryota, Fungi, Ascomycota, Eurotiomycetes, Chaetothyriales, Cyphellophoraceae. The transcript is spliced from 8 exons.